Messenger RNA from Alnus glutinosa, 2146 nucleotides. RefSeq names its product auxin-responsive protein IAA32. Gene Ontology annotation, cellular component: nucleus. NCBI's taxonomy places the organism in Eukaryota, Viridiplantae, Streptophyta, Magnoliopsida, Fagales, Betulaceae. Gene Ontology annotation, molecular function: protein binding. Bases 1054 to 1902 code for a protein of 282 amino acids. The record is from RefSeq and is a predicted model, not a curated record. The transcript is spliced from 4 exons. Gene Ontology annotation, biological process: regulation of DNA-templated transcription.
AGUUUAAUAUUUAUUUGAUAGGAAAUACAAUUCAGAAAAAUCCGUACAGAACUUAAAGGCACCCGUCCCAUAAACACCCUAUGGCUGGGGGAGAUGACAUUUGUUUCAAGACUUGAAGGAACCUUGUCGAAGAAAGAUGGUUCAAAGCUGUAGCGUUGGCAGAUAAAAUGUUUUUCUCAUCAAUUUCGAGAACUCUUCUUGGAAAGGAGGUGAGACAUUGAAGAAGGGUGUAAGCAUUAUGGUGGAUUAGAUAAUCCUGCUUUAGAUAAAAUUAUUUGAAGCUCAAGCUGAUUUAGGACUGAUCUUGCAGCCCCUUUCUGGGGCCAAACCUUUUUGAGAUUGGAGGUCUAUGUUCUUAGGCCUGCUGGACUGCUGCCUACCCAUCAAUCAUGUUUCCCACCAUCUAAUUGGUUGCAAGUGAUGGAAAGACAUUUAAAAAAAAAACAAAGACACCAACCGUUUCAAAUGGCCUUUAUGUUGGAGGAUCUUUCACGUAGUGUAAUAGUGGUACCCUCUUCUAGGCCCUAGGGUGAAGGGGGAGUGGGAAGUGGGGUUUCGACAAGAUCGCUGGACCCUUUACAAGUGGCAGCACUGUCAUCCAAGAGAGUGUAUUUAUUCAGGAUGAUCAGAAACAAAAAUUCUUGCCCAAUAAUGUUGCCUGCCUUUAAAGACAUAUUACUUAGCUUUGCUAGAAGACACAGAAAAUUCUUGCCCAAACCAGAGCACCGCUGCGGCUACGGCGCUACCGUUGCUGAUAUUGUACAUCCACUGCACGCACGAGCCACGAAGCACCACAUAUCAUAUGUAGCAAAAUUGCUUUUAUUUUUCUGGGUUUCAAUUUAAUAGUUAUUACACUUAACAAAGAACAUACUUUUUUACCUUUUUUGUCGUUAACAUGUUUAUUGUUUGGUCGAAGCAGGUUAAAUUGGUUAUCCGACAAUGGUUACCUGACCCUGGGAUACCAACCUCAGUAGUCUGAACCUUUGUAGCAAUGUUAGGAAGCAGAAUCCGAAACUACUUUUGUUAGGAUCACUUUGGCCAUCCCUUGUUCUUAUGCUGUUUUCAACCACCCUUUGUACUUGCAUGUUGAUAGUAGCAGAAGAAGAUAAGCAUCAUUCAAUAAUGGAUAAUGGAGGGCGCUUUCUUGUCUUCCUUCUGUACUUAACCCGGCCCCCACUAGCCCUUCCUUUUCCGCUUCACAUGUUCCGCUGUUUUUGGCCCAGACACUCUAUAAAUUGGUACCUCCACUCUCCACUCCACUUAAAGCAAAUCAGCAAAACAUAUCAACCGACACUUCCUAAGUUGUUCUGUGCAGCAAGCAAUAUUCCAAUGGAUUCAAACACAUCAGGCUUUCUCCUCAACUCUUCGUCUCUUGAGUCAGUUUAUUACCAAGCUAAGGAGGAUGACGCCUUCAUCGAUCUCGGUCUUAGUCUGAGAACUCUGCCACCCGCAGCUUAUCAUCCCUCCGGACAUCUGGUAAGCCUUGAGGGAUAUGAUGACCACAUUGAUUGGCCCCAGGCCAACCAAAACAUGAAAAGUAGCGACAGUUUGCAUCAAAGAAUUAUCCCAGAAGAUUAUGAUGAAGAGUCAGAGGGAGUCCAAAGCAAAGAGAGGUGGGCUUAUGUGAAGGUUAAUAUGGAUGGGGUUAUUGUUGGCCGGAAAAUCUGCAUUCUUGAUCAUGGUGGUUACUCUAGCCUUGCACUUCAGCUAGAAGACAUGUUUGGUAGACAAUCCGUAUCUGGGUUAAGGUUGUUCCAGGCUGGAUCCGAAUUCUCACUUUUCUAUAAGGAUAGAGAGGAGAAUUGGAGGGCUGUUGGUGAUGUGCCUUGGAAGGAGUUUGUGGAAUGCGUGAAGCGGCUGAGGAUUGCACGAAAGAAUGCAGCUCUUCUCCCUGGUUCAUGAAAAUUCCCCUGAAUUUUCUCCAUUCCCUCCCUUCUACCCCUCUCAUAUGUUUGUGAAGCAUCUCUGACCUAGAAGUAAAAUUAAGUUGGCAAUAUUUUGAGAAAUGUCUUUGACAAUCAUAAUUUCCAUCAUAACUUUUAGGUAAAUUGCAUACGUGGUCCUGAUGAGUGUUUGUUUGGCGGACCUGUUAAGUACUAGAUUGCAAAUGCAACCAAAAAGGGUCUCUUUGGGAUCAAACUAUCAA